This is a messenger RNA of Pieris brassicae (large cabbage white), 3236 nucleotides long. It is a transcript of the gene mor, whose product is annotated as SWI/SNF complex subunit SMARCC2. Gene Ontology annotation, molecular function: histone binding; DNA binding. NCBI's taxonomy places the organism in Eukaryota, Metazoa, Arthropoda, Insecta, Lepidoptera, Pieridae. The record is from RefSeq and is a predicted model, not a curated record. Gene Ontology annotation, cellular component: SWI/SNF complex. The coding region runs from base 144 to 2996 and encodes 950 amino acids. Gene Ontology annotation, biological process: positive regulation of DNA-templated transcription. The transcript has 20 exons.
UAUUGUGUCAAUUUCUCCGGGUUUAGAGUUUAAGUUUGGUGUUUAUAGAAUAAUAAACUUACUCUUUAUUUCCUUACUAUAUAUAUAUAAUCAGUCAAUUUUAACAGAAAGUAGAGUAUUUUAGUUGGAAGUAAAUAAAAAACAUGACUACUUUGGGUCCCAAAAAGGAUGGGGGUCCCAAUGUGGACUUCUUUCAAUCAUCGGAAUGCCUAACACAGUUCGAUCAAAUCCGUGUGUGGUUGCAAAAGAACUGCAAAAAGCAUGUACAAACUGAUCCACCAACCAAAGAAGGCUUAGCACAACUUGUUAUCCAACUAAUUCAAUACCAAGAAAAUAAACUAGGCAAAAAUGCUGUAGAUCCACCUUUCCUGAGGCUUCCGAUGAAAGUGUUUAUGGACAUGAAGCCGGGUGGCUCGCUGUGCACAGUGCUUUCCACCAUGUUCCGCUUCAAGUCGGAGCAGCGGUGGCGCAAGUUCGACUUCCAGGUCGGUAAGAACCCGUCUCGGAAAGACCUGAACGUUCAGAUGAUGAUGGAGAUAGAGUCAGCUCUUCUGACCGCUGAAGUGAUUCGGUCACCAUGUAUCUACAUACGCCCCGAAGUCGAUAAGGCAACUGCUAAUAAAGUUAAGGAUAUCAUUAGCAAUCAUCAAGUUGAAAUAUGCGAUGACGAAGAAGACGCGACCCACAUAAUAUAUCCGGCAGUUGACCCGCUGGAAGAAGAAUAUGCAAGGCCGGUCUUCAGAAAAGGUAACCAUGUCCUCGUCCACUGGUACUACUUCCCGGACAGCCAUGAUACGUGGGCUCAAGCUGAUUUACCGGUAGACGUCCCAGAAACAGCUAAUUGGGACUGCAAUAGGUCAGAGCCGUACCGUGUGUCUGCCACCUGGGUGCUGGAUGUCCCUCAUUAUAACGAAUGGAUGAAUGAAGAGGACUAUGAGGUUGAUGCUAACGGAAAGAAGAAGGUGCACAAACUUCGUCUCUCAGUAGACGACCUAAUUGCGGGCGGUGAACCGUCGUCAAAGAGCAAAAAGGGAAAGAGGAAACGCUCGCCGUCACCACCUCCUCAGAAACACAGCAAAAGGAAGAGUCGUGGAGCUAAAAAACGAGAAAAUGAUGUGGAUGAAGAGGAGGAUAACGCAUCAAGGGACAACACUGAUGUCACUCCCGCGCCUGAAGUCGAAAAACAACCUGAACCAACUCCAGCUACAUCCUCAACGGCGGCUGCAUCACAAGAGCCUGCUGCUUCCACCUCUGAAGCCCCAACUACGCCCGCACCCGCUAUAGAGCACGACGAUUCACAGGGGAAACACAGCGAUUCUAACACACAGGAAACAAUAAUAAAGGAAGAGAUGGAAGAUAACGUUACAGACCAGACUCACCAUAUAGUCGUGCCCUCGUAUUCCGCGUGGUUCGACUACAACUCCAUCCACACGAUAGAGAAACGCGCCCUACAAGAGUUCUUUAACGCCAAGAAUAAAUCUAAGACGCCCGAAAUCUAUCUCGCGUACAGAAACUUCAUGAUCGACACCUACCGCCUGAAUCCCACAGAAUAUCUCACGAGUACGGCCUGUAGACGUAAUCUAGCGGGAGACGUGUGCGCAAUAAUGCGGGUACACGGCUUCUUAGAGCAAUGGGGACUUAUUAAUUACCAGGUGGAGGCCGAUGUACGUCCCACAGCCAUGGGACCACCUCCGACAUCUCACUUCCAUGUCUUGUCUGAUACGCCUUCUGGAUUGCAGCCAUUGCAGCCCAGAGCCACUCAGCCUAUACCACGACCUGGUAUCUUGGUAGAAAACGCAGCAGUACCGAAAGUGGAAGCUGGUCUUCCCAACGGCACGGAAGCAGGUGCGCCAAUUAAAAGUGAGCCCUCGGUCAAGACUGAGCCAACCAUUGAACAGAUCUCGUCUGCGCCGGGACUCAAAAUGGACCAGUAUCGAGGCGGCACUCGCGGACGAGAAUGGACAGAACAAGAAACCUUACUUCUUUUGGAAGCGUUGGAACUCCACCGGGAUGAUUGGAACAGGGUUGCAGCUCACGUUGGAAGCAGGACUCAUGAUGAGUGUAUUCUACACUUUUUGAGGCUGCCGAUCGAGGACCCAUACCUCAACGACAGUGGAGUUCUGGGUCCUCUCGCCUACCAACCGAUCCCGUUCAGCAAAACCGGAAAUCCGGUAAUGAGCACCGUGGCCUUCCUUGCUUCUGUGGUCGACCCACGCAUUGCUUCCAAGGCCACUAAGGCUGCUAUGGACGAGUUUGCUGCUAUCAAGGACGAAGUACCAGCAGCCAUGAUGGAGGCCCACGUGCGAGCCGCAGGUGCUCUGGGCCCUCAAGCCGCGCUCGCGAGUACUGGCAUCGCUGGUACUGCGCCUGAAAAUCCACCUGAAAAGAAGGAAGGUAGCGAAAUAAAAGCUGAGCCAAUGGAAGUGGAAGGGGAGGCAAGUGGAGAAGGAAAGGUUAAGGAUGAAGCGGAUGCAGCGGCACCGGCAGAAGAAAAGGAGAUCAAGGAAGAAGAGACACCGCCUGCGCAGGACCCACCAGCAGCGGUAGACGCGAAAUUGCAAUCCGCAGCUGCUGCAGCACUUGCGGCUGCAGCAGUUAAGGCGAAGCAUCUCGCGGGCGUCGAAGAGCGGAAGAUUAAGUCCCUUGUGGCUCUUCUCGUGGAGACGCAGAUGAAGAAGUUGGAGAUAAAGUUGCGGCACUUUGAAGAGCUGGAGGCGACUAUGGAGCGGGAAAGAGAAGGUCUAGAAUAUCAACGACAGCAGCUGAUUCAGGAGAGGCAGCAGUUCCAUUUGGAACAGUUAAAGGCGGCAGAAUUCCGCGCUAGAAACCACGCCAUUCAGAGGUUGCAAGCGGAAAGCGGCGGGGCACCUGUAGGCGUUCCCGUCCCAGGAGUUGUACCGGGCGUUCCCGGGGUUACGGGAGUUACAGUAGGACCGCCCCCAACUGAAACGGGACACGAGCCGCCUCAUCAACCAGCUCCGCAUCAUCACCCUUAAGUUAUAUAAGCUCUAUACGUCUAGUUCUUAUACGCCUAGCAAUAACGUCUAUUUUUAUUUAGAAUAUAAAUAAGUGUAGCACUUCAACUUAUAGCUUGAUAUUGUGACAAAGGAAGCAAUGGCGUGGUUGAUUUUCACCCAUUUUUUAAACUCAACAUAAACAAGAAAUAUUAAACAAAUAUUUAGUCGUUGAACACGUAUAUAUUUGAUUAUCGUCAUAAUUAAACACGUUUUAAUCCA